Brettanomyces nanus is the source of this 1263-nucleotide messenger RNA. RefSeq lists its product as uncharacterized. The coding region runs from base 1 to 1263 and encodes 420 amino acids. Gene Ontology annotation, molecular function: sphingomyelin phosphodiesterase activity. Gene Ontology annotation, cellular component: cytoplasm. The record is from RefSeq and is a predicted model, not a curated record. Lineage: Eukaryota; Fungi; Ascomycota; Pichiomycetes; Pichiales; Pichiaceae. The transcript has a single exon.
AUGCCUACUCAUAUUAAACUGCUCACUUUCAACUUGUGGGGACUUAAAUACGUAUCCCAUCAUCGAGAAGAGCGUCUGCAUAGUAUUGCCGAUCGUCUUGCAAAUGAAUCAUCCGAGGACGAUUACGAUAUAGUUGCACUUCAGGAGGUGUGGUGCCUGGCCGAUUGGGAGUAUAUUGACAAGGUUUGCGAGACAAAAUACCCAUAUAGAAGAUGCUUUUCUUCUGGAAUGAUCUCUGGACCUGGUUUGGCCAUACUAUCACGUUUUCCUAUAGCAGAAACGUUCAUCUAUCGCUACCCUGUUAAUGGAAGACCUUCUGCUUUCUACCGGGGAGAUUGGUAUGUUGGGAAAUCCGCCGCAGUCACUGUAUUGGACGUUGACCAGGGUAAGGCUAAGAUUGCAGUUGUCAAUUCUCAUAUGCAUGCACCGUAUGCCCUUACAGGAGAUGCUGCCUACUCGUGUCAUAGAGCUGCUCAGGCAUGGGAUUUGGCCCAAUUGGCACAACGGCUCACCCGGCAGGGACUUGGUGUCAUUUUGGUGGGUGAUUUAAACUCCAGACCCAGCUCAUUACCAUAUAGGAUCCUUUCGAACGUUGGCCAGCUUCGGGAUUCUUGGAAAAUGCUUCAUGGAUCUACAGAUUUAGAUAAAGUGGCUCAUAUGUCACCCGAAGAUCAGAUCAAACUUGCAGCUACGACAUGCGAUUCCAUUCUUAACACAUGGCGUGCGUCUCGUGCUCCUACUGAGGCUUGUAGACUAGAUUAUGCGCUUGUAGGAGGUAAUAGAUUGGUUCCAACAGACGCUGGAGUGGUUUUUACUGAAAGAAUACCCAAUGUGGGUUCGUACUCGGAUCAUUUUGGGUAUACUGCCACCUUUGAGUUGAUGGAUGUGGUGAAGCAGAGCUUACAGAGUGUUGAAAUAGAUCAUUCUGCUCUUCUGGCAGUCUACGAUGACCUCACGGAGUUGCUAGUUGGUUACUUGAUGACCACCUCUCAAUGGCAGAGGAAAUGGAGAAUGUGGCAUUUUGUCCUUUCCAUGGUGGUUUUUAUUGCCUUCAUUCCAAUCAUUAUAGUAGUUUCAUACAGAGCACCGUGGUCGUCUGUAAUCUUCUACGUGAUUGGAAGUAUUGUGGCGGUGACAGGAGUGAUAGAUGGACUUCUCUCGUUUUUGUUUGGAAGAAAUGAGCAAAGAGCCAUCAAGGAGGUGUUGAUGCAGGUCAACGAUAAGAGGGUGUAUGAGAACUCACUAUGUAAACACACUAAGUGA